GCAACGUUUUAUAUCUUACAAGCAAGUGUUAGACUCCAUUUCUAAAUACUGGACUCCAAAUGAGAAGGUCCAGAAAUAUUAUAAAAAGAUCUUUGUUUUUUUACCCUAGGAUCCUUAUUUUCCUGAGAAGAUGCCUACGGCAACGAAAAGUUUGAUGUUCUUAUCCAGCUUUGUCACAAGCUUGGGGGCUUCCAUCGUAAUUUGUUCUAUUCUUACAACUCAAGAAUGGGUCCGCAGUACAGUUGGCAUUAGUGACACUUCUUCGAAUGGUAGUGUGAUCAUCACCUACGGACUCUUUCGUGGGAAGAGUAUUCAAGAAUUGAAUCAUGGACUUGCAGAAUCAGACAAAAAUUUUGAAGUUUUAGGGACAUUGAACAAUUCUUCCCCAAAGACUCUGCACUUGGUGGUCAUCCUGUUCCUGGUCCUCAGUUUGUUGACUUCACUGUUGAGCUCUGGGUUCACCUUCUACAACACCGUCAGCAACCCCUAUCAGACGUUCUUGGGACCGAUGGGGGUGUACACCUGGAGCGGACUCAGCGCAUCCUCCAUAUUCAUAACCAUGGUGCUCUUUGUGGGGAACACACAGUCCAAUCACCUCUCAGAAGAGCUGGCCCAGAGGCUCUACCCACUUUAUCCGGCAGCCACUCACCGAGGAGCGUCCCACAGUUACGGAUACUCGUUCUGGCUCUCUCUGCUCGUCAUUCUUCUAAACGUAGUCACCGUGGUCGUCAUCAUCUUCUACCAGAAGGCCAGACACCAGAGGAAGCAGGAGCAGAAAAAGCCCAUGGAAUAUGCCCCAAGGGAUGGAAUUUUAUUCUGAACUCUGUACCCGCAUUUGGUGGUUAGGUCUACUCUGUUGUGUGCCGGCUCCCCUAGUGGUAACUGGCUGGCUUGUCUGCAGGUAAAGUGCAGCCCUGUUUGACUGUCAUUCCGUGACAGUUUUUGUAUCUCAUGACACUAUGUUCUUCAUAACUGAUGUACCCUUGCAAAAGGAUUCUUCCCACGAGGGUGGGGAAGAUGAAAGAGAAAGCUCUCCAGUCCUUGUAGUGUUCAAAGCAGCAGAAUGAUUGUGAGCCUACGGACCCUUCUGACCGGGUCUCAAUCUCUUAGGUAAUAAAGCUUUGGGUUACACAUCUUCCCUUUGAGUUGCUCAAAGCACUUUGGUACCUAUGAUCUCAUUCAGGAGAGACCACGCAUUUUUCUUCCACUCUAUGAAUGAAGACUUCCAGGCACAGAGAGAUUCAGAACUUGUUUUUCCCAGACCAGGUGUUGGAAGCAAAAGGAGAGACUUAGGGGUGUACGACCUGGUCCUCUGGACCCUCAACCGCCAAUAUAACUUAAACCCAAUGGUGACUAGAAAUGCUGAUAUUCAUUUUUGAGUUUCCAAGAUGGGUUUUUUUGUAGGGAAAAGAUUAGGAAGGAAGAAGAUCAAGGAAAGAUUAAAAUUAUAGCCCUACAGCCUCAUGCUAAGAAGGUUAAAUAUAUUUUUGCUUUAAAAAGAUUGUGGUGAAUUCAGUCAAAAGAGAAAUGUCAUAUUGUGGUAAGUUCUAAAAACCCCAUCAACCAACCCUCUGCUUAGUUGCUGCAGUGUCACCGACACAGGUGUAGAUGGUCAGGUGGGAGUGUAUCACCCAUCAGCAGACUCCUGCCCAGCCAGAGGCUAAGAAAUGGGUUCCAGCUCUAUGGCUUGCAGGCAUACCCUGAUUCAGGGCCAGGGCAGGUGCACAGCACAGGUGAUGGGUUGCCUUCUAAGAACAGGUGGGUGGAACGAGUUCAUGGCCUCAUGAGAGGACAAUGGGUGACCUGAAAUAUUUUAAAAGACACCAGAUGGAUUCGACCUACUUCGCCAGUAGGAUAUUCUCCCGGAAAAUCACUUUGAGAAUCUUUUGGGCUUGACAGAACACUGACAGAAUUCUGAAAUAAUCACCUUUCAUGUCUUGAUGGAACCAGAGCCAAAAGAAGCAGAAUUCCCUUAGUGUAAUUUACAAAGCAGCAGCUCUUUGGACAGAAAGAUACAUCCUUUAUGAAACUGGCAGAGAUUAACCAUCUUCUUACCCAUUACUUUUUAACAAUCUGUCUUAGAAAUAACAUUUUUCAUUCAAGAAACAUGCACUGAAUACCUGCGAUGUGAUUAAUGCCUUGCUAAGCCAGGUACCUGCCCCCACGGAGAUCACAACUGAACAGUCAAGACAGACAUUCAAAAAGCAGUCACUAAUUCCGUGUGAAAUCCGUUCUUAGUCACAAAACUGUGUUCAUCCUUUGAAAGGUCAGUUCUCCAUAACCUCCCUCUGCCAAAUCCUACUAAAGUCAAAAUUACUCUAAUAAAUCAACUUAGUGUGAAACUGAGCAUAUUAAAAAUAUGAUUACCCACAGUGAAA
This is a messenger RNA of Balaenoptera acutorostrata (minke whale), 2378 nucleotides long. It is a transcript of the gene CLRN3, whose product is annotated as clarin 3. The coding region runs from base 131 to 820 and encodes 229 amino acids. NCBI's taxonomy places the organism in Eukaryota, Metazoa, Chordata, Mammalia, Artiodactyla, Balaenopteridae. The transcript has 3 exons. The record is from RefSeq and is a predicted model, not a curated record.